Messenger RNA from Saccostrea cuccullata (small rock oyster), 487 nucleotides. RefSeq lists its product as uncharacterized. Lineage: Eukaryota; Metazoa; Mollusca; Bivalvia; Ostreida; Ostreidae. The coding region runs from base 1 to 384 and encodes 127 amino acids. The transcript is spliced from 2 exons. The record is from RefSeq and is a predicted model, not a curated record.
AUGAGACAGGGUACCAGGCUAAAUUUUCCACUCAUUCGGCAAACCGAAUCAGCCGAGGAGUCCCGAAUGAUGCAGGUGGUUCAUGGAAGGAACUGCGAUUGCGGUAAGGCGUUCUCCAUUCUAUAUUGGUCAAAUUAUACAGCUGGUACAACGAAACUUAUGCCGAAAUCGGAGACUGCCGUACAAUCUGACCACGUUUUAAAGUUUGUGUAUGACAAAGAUGCGCUGUUUAUAAGGGGAAUUGUCCAAGCCUCCAUGCGAGACUGGAGCUACCAGGUUACUAUUACUCUUGGUUCUAACUACACAGUUGAACAGAGUACCUGUGAAUGUGUAAAUGGGAUGGACAAAUGUCACCAUAAAGCCAGCAUUCUUCUCUGUGGGUAAUUUAUGUGCAAUUUAUGUAAUAUGUAAAUUCACUUGGUCUGUUUUAGGUAUGCUUUACCAAAUUUAAUGUUAAAUAGAAAUUAUAUCAAAACAUGCACACCAA